UUCCGCCUGCUUUUCAACAUGCUGAUGAAAUAGCGAGCAGAGACGCCGCUUUUCCGUUUCUCUUACUUCUUAUUUUGUAUUUAUGCACUUAGAUUAUCAUCAUCAAAUAAAGGACGUUGACUAAAUUCCUGUACACAUUUCUCCUGUUUAUCGGUUCAAGAUGCCAGGACUCAGCUGUAGAUUCUACCAGCACAGGUUUCCAGAGGUGGAAGAUGUGGUGAUGGUCAAUGUCAGGUCAAUAGCAGAGAUGGGCGCCUAUGUGAGCCUGCUGGAGUACAACAACAUCGAGGGAAUGAUCCUGCUCAGCGAGCUCUCCAGGAGACGAAUCAGAUCCAUCAACAAACUCAUCCGGAUCGGACGCAAUGAAUGUGUGGUUGUCAUUCGUGUGGAUAAGGAGAAAGGCUACAUUGAUUUAUCCAAAAGAAGAGUUUCACCUGAAGAGGCCAUUAAAUGCGAAGACAAGUUCACAAAAUCUAAAACUGUUUACAGCAUUUUGAGGCACGUAGCUGAAGUCCUAGAGUACACCAAAGAUGAGCAGCUCGAGAGUCUGUACCAGCGAACUGCUUGGGUGUUCGAUGAGAAGUACAAGCGGCCUGGAUACGGAGCCUAUGACAUCUUUAAGCAGGCUGUGUCGGACCCAUCCAUUUUAGAUUGUCUGGAUUUGACGGAGGAGGAAAGGGCCGUCCUGAUUGACAACAUCAACAGACGACUCACUCCGCAGGCUGUCAAAAUAAGAGCGGACAUUGAGGUGGCCUGCUAUGGCUAUGAGGGCAUCGAUGCAGUGAAAGAAGCUUUGAGGGCUGGACUGACGUGUUCAACAGAGUGCAUGCCAAUCAAGAUCAACUUGAUUGCCCCUCCGCGUUACGUUAUGACCACAACCACACUGGAGCGCACAGAGGGCCUUUCUGUGCUCAAUCAAGCCAUGGCUGUCAUUAAAGAGAAGAUCGAAGAGAAGAGAGGCGUCUUCAACAUUCAGAUGGAGCCAAAAGUCGUGACGGACACAGAUGAGACAGAACUGGCUCGGCAGUUAGAGCGGCUGGAGAGAGAGAAUGCCGAGGUGGACGGAGACGAUGAUGCAGAGGAGAUGGAGGCCAAGACCGAUGACUAGCUUGAAGAUGGACAAUAAACUUAGCAUUUCCAUAAUCA
This is a messenger RNA of Rhinichthys klamathensis goyatoka, 1146 nucleotides long. It is a transcript of the gene eif2s1a, whose product is annotated as eukaryotic translation initiation factor 2, subunit 1 alpha a. Bases 161 to 1108 code for a protein of 315 amino acids. The record is from RefSeq and is a predicted model, not a curated record. The transcript is spliced from 7 exons. Lineage: Eukaryota; Metazoa; Chordata; Actinopteri; Cypriniformes; Leuciscidae. Gene Ontology annotation, molecular function: translation initiation factor activity; RNA binding; ribosome binding. Gene Ontology annotation, cellular component: multi-eIF complex; eukaryotic 48S preinitiation complex; eukaryotic translation initiation factor 2B complex.